This is a messenger RNA of Tribolium madens (black flour beetle), 649 nucleotides long. RefSeq lists its product as uncharacterized. The record is from RefSeq and is a predicted model, not a curated record. NCBI's taxonomy places the organism in Eukaryota, Metazoa, Arthropoda, Insecta, Coleoptera, Tenebrionidae. The transcript is spliced from 3 exons. Bases 224 to 631 code for a protein of 135 amino acids.
GAUAUGUGAGUGAACUUUCGGUUAUCUUAAUUUGGCAAUGAAUUAUGAUAAUUGAUCGGAAGUUUGCGGUCAAUUAGACAAAUGAGUCGUAAGGACGUAUUUGCAUGACACUAAAAAAUUGUGCACAAAUGUUGGGAAAAAUGCGGUUUUUCCCCCGAUAUUUCCUCAGGAAACAGAUAUGAAUUGGCUAUAAAUCCGUAAAUCGUUAUCAUAACACUCAUUCAUGUUCGAAAUGAAACUCGUUUGUGUCAUCAUCGUUCUAUUGCUUUCAAUAAUUGAAAUAUCAAAAUCUAAUUUGGUCUGGUUGAUUUCGUGUCGCGAUAACAACAAUUGCUCAUAUCUCAAAAACGCAACGUGUCUCAAUCAUUUCUGCUAUUGCGGAAAAGAAUUCUACGUGUGCGAAAAACUCAAUAUUAUAGGACAGGACUGUGACAACUCGGAAAAGUGUAAUUUGAGUUAUUCCGAAUGUGGAAAAGAGGGAAAAUGCGUCUGCAAGGACGGAUUCGUGCCGGCAAACGAUUUCUCGAGCUGUCUGAGAGGAAAUGAAAAAUCACCCUCCCAAUCGAUUUCUGUCCCACGAAGCGCUUAUUUAUUCAUAUCUUUUGUGAUUCUCAUCGAAAUUAUAAAAUAAACAUUUGUAUGAAGAUAA